AUGCUCAACCUCAAAGUUUUUGGAUUUUGUGUGAUUGUCAUCGCCCUCGGUUUGGUUUUGGCGGGAAGCAACGACGGGGGAGCGGGAGCUGCUUACGGUGCGGCGAAAGGCACCAAUGGUAGUGCCUUUAUUAGUCUUGAGGGAGGAGCCUAUUGUCCAGGCCAAAAUGGCAAAUUUUGUGGCUCGACUUCAUUUGCUCAUUACUACAAUUGCUGUGGUGAUAACAAUGCUGAGUGCUGCUUUGCUCUUCAGAUUUGGGUGUACAUUACCCUUGCGGUUCUUGUACUUAUAAUGAUCAUCUCCACAUUCAUCGGAAUCAUUUGCUGUUCUGUAAGAAGUAGUCAGACAUCCUAG
Caenorhabditis briggsae is the source of this 354-nucleotide messenger RNA. The coding region runs from base 1 to 354 and encodes 117 amino acids. The record is from RefSeq and is a predicted model, not a curated record. The transcript has 3 exons. Lineage: Eukaryota; Metazoa; Nematoda; Chromadorea; Rhabditida; Rhabditidae.